ACUACACUGUUCAUCCGCACCGGUGUGUGGCGCUGCGGUGGCAGGUCGCUGUUCACGAACCUGCGCGACGAUCCCCGAAGAACCGUAAACAAAGAGAUCUAGCAGAGCAGGGUCACGGAACCACGGCUAAAAACAUCAACUUGAAAGCAGGACACGUUGUUGGUCGAGCAUGCCCAGUAACACAGCUCAAUUCCUGGAGUCCGACGAUACUGAACCGGAUCUCUCGGUACCGGUACAGAUCUUGAGCCGGAUGAGCCUCCGGGAUGAAGAGAGUCCAUCAGAACUACGUGAUACUUCUCAUCUGGGUGUGCUGGGCGCGGUUUUGGACCUCCAGCCCUUGUCCCAAACUGGAUCAGAGGAGGACAACACCACCACCAACAACAACAACAUCAUCAUCAGGCAUGAUACUGAUCUGGACCAUCUGAGGGCUGAGCUCACAGCCCUGGAGGCCCCGGGGACCGAUGGGCUCUUCCUGGAUGGGACGGGCGAGUCCCAGGGUUACCCGGUUCAGGGGAGCGUGAUGGCGAUGAUGAUGAUGAUGCAGGAGGGUGAGAGGUGUGCGCUCAAUACCAGGAGGAAGAGCGUGAACACAACAGAGUGUGUGAUGGUGCCCACAUCUGAGCAUGUGGCGGAGAUAGUUGGUCGGCAGGGUUGCAAAAUCAAAGCUCUGAGAGCAAAGACCAACACUUACAUUAAAACCCCUGUGAGAGGAGAUGAGCCCAUGUUUGUAGUGACCGGCCGGAAGGAGGAUGUCAUCACAGCCAAGCGUGAGAUUCUGUCGGCGGCUGAGCAUUUUUCCCUCAUCCGGGCAUCUCGGAACAAAGUGGCACCGACGAACAGCAUUCCUUGCCAUCCGGGACAGACCAGCAUCCAGGUUCGGGUGCCGUAUCGGAUGGUAGGGCUCGUGGUGGGGCCGAAAGGAGCGACUAUCAAGAGGAUCCAGCAGCAAACCCACACCUACAUCGUCACACCAAGCCGCGACAAAGAACCUGUGUUUGAGGUGACCGGGAUGCCCGAGAACGUAGACCGAGCUCGGGAGGAGAUCGAGGCUCAUAUUGCGAUGCGCACCGUGGGAAGUGUGGACACCACUGUGGACGAUGAUGAUUUCCACUACAACGGCACUGAUGUCGGUUUCGAGUCGGGUGGUAACGGAGCCUGGGUCUUCUCCGGCGGCGUUUCAAACUUCCGCACCAAUGCUGCAGGCUAUCGCAACGACAGCUCCAGCUCGCUCGGAAGCAACUCUAGCGAGUCCCACUACAGCGGGAAAGGCAGCGCAGUGGCGGAUCUCAGUCCAGGCAACAGCGGAGGCACGUUCUGGUUUGGCGAUUCCCAGUUGCCUUUGGGAACCGAAGAUCCUGCGGGUUACGACGGGCUAACGAUGACGGCGCCGUUGGCCAAUCAGACAUUGUGGAGUGCUCUCGAGCGGGGAGGAGCGAGUUUGCCUACUACACAGAGGUUCUCUCCAUCCCGUCUGUCUCCGUCUCCUCCGGAGGAUUAUCCUCUGAUUCGGAUGGUGCAGGAGAAUUCCCAGAGCCUCCCGGCCUUCGGCUCCGCGUUUUCACCAUCUAGCGACAGCACAGGCUCCAGCUCUCCGCCGGACGUGCGCACUAUCCCCAAACACAGCCAAGUUCCUGCAUGCGUACGCUGCGGAGACAACGUGGCGGCGCUUGUCCUGGGCGGGCAAAACCUUGUUUGUUUGGAGUGUUCCAACUCCAUCCUGCAAAAUGCAUAGAGAGAAGAAAAAAUAGGGAUGGGGUUGGAGAUGGGUUUAUUUUUUACAUUGAAAUACUUCUUCCUUAUUAUGUUGAAAUAACUGGGACAUGCAGGUUUUCGAUUAAUAACCACAGUUGAGUUCAUCUCAAAGGUUUGCGUUUAGCCGUCGCGUCGUUCUUUGCGGUGAUCAGCGCUGGGGUUUAGCAGUGCUAAAUUGCCAUCACUUUUUGUUGUUUUGUUUUCAAAGUAUCGACUUGUUUGUUUACAUUUCCAUGUGCCUGAUUCCACAACGGUGGUGAUGUGGAUUGGCGAUGUUGCUGCGAAAGCAUCUGUGGCCUUUAGUUUCUGUUUCACAACACUAGAGUCGAGCAGUACGAGAUCAUAAAGAGCCGUCCUGAACUCCACCUCAGGACAGUUUUGAGCAUCUCCAGACGCAAUACAAAACCAAAGGGCAUUGCAUGUCCUCAUUAUAAGAAUAGUUCACCCUUAAAUAAAAAUUUGCUGAAAAUCUAUUUACCCUGAGGCCGUCCAAGAUGGAUGAGUUUGUUCCUUCAUCAGAACAGAUUUGGAGAGAUUUAGCUUUACAUCACUGGAUAGCGGACUCUUGUUUUAGAUGUUUUGAAGUUAAAACGUCUUGACGAUGCAACUCUUCACUUCUGACGGCACCCAUUCACUGCAGAGCAUCCACUGAUGAGCAAGUGAUGUAAUGCUAAAUUUCUCCAAAUCUGUUCUGAUGAAGAAACCUAACUCCUCUACAUCUUGGAUGGCCAGAAGGUGACAACAUUUUCUUCUAAUUGUCAAUUUCAGGUGAAAUAUUUUGUGAGCAAAUUGAAUUUGCGUGAAUGAAUUGCUCAGGAAUCAGUUCAUGCAUAAAUUGCUGUUAAACGGUCAAAUAACAUGCAGGUAGUUUUUAGAUCAACUUCAACUUUGCUUGUGUUUCAAACCAAUUUCACAUUCAGUUAAAUGAUGCCAUCCACAUAUUUGUAUGCAAAAGCUGGAUGGAAGAAGUGCUGUCAAAUGAUUAGUCGUGAUUAAAUGUGUAAAUUAAUUAUUUCAUGCACUAGGCCCUUUUUCGUAGCUUGCAUUACAGUACGUGUUUAUGACUCCUCUCUUUGCCUUAAAUGAAUGGGUCCUGCCAGGACAUGGCACGGUGUCGUACCGAGAGGAGUGAGUCAUUUCAGACCUGAGAGGAGUGAUUUUGUAGAAGAUAAUGUGGUAUAAACCUCUCGAAGUGUAGGAUGACACGACUACUUGCCCGUUUAUUUUGCGCAAACACCACUAAACUCAGAGAAACUAAGGCAUCAGAGAUCCAUAACCUCUCAAGAUUCACCUUGAAAGUUUUUCUUUUUGGAAUUUUGUAGUAUUUCUGUAGUUUAUAUUUCAUAUUCAAAUACAUACAUAAUAUAAGUUUUAAGAUAUAUAUUAAGGCUAAAAGGCGAGCAGUCGGCUGCCGUAAGUAUUAGCUUGUAGAGUAUUGAUGUUAGGUACUAUAGAGCAGGAAAGAGCACACCUGCAUGAUUUAUUAUCUAACGAUUCCUAAACUGCAACAAAACAGCCAAGGAUAUAUAUACAUGCUGCAUUAGGUCUGCAUACUACCACAUUAUGAACAAAAUAAAAGUCCUACUUUAGACAUGACUAGGUAUUAUAUGUUUAUCAGAGGGAUUUUUUACCAUCACACUGCAACAAUGUUUCUGUAGUUGAUCAUUUUACUGUUCUUUUAAUAUGUAUAUACAUUUAUGCAGGGACAUGAAGGCAUAUAAGUUGUAUUCUUAAAGUUUAAAAUAUAUUUUAUGAUAAAUGGCCUUACUGUCCUAUGGCCAAAGCACUGAGAUUAUAUAUUUGCUGUAAAAAAAGAAUCAAGAUUUUUAUUUUUCUGAUAUUAAAAGUUCCUUAAUAAAUUGUUUCAUUUAAAACAAA
Carassius gibelio (silver crucian carp) is the source of this 3630-nucleotide messenger RNA. RefSeq names its product RNA-binding E3 ubiquitin-protein ligase MEX3C. NCBI's taxonomy places the organism in Eukaryota, Metazoa, Chordata, Actinopteri, Cypriniformes, Cyprinidae. The transcript has 3 exons. Bases 170 to 1732 code for a protein of 520 amino acids. Gene Ontology annotation, molecular function: RNA binding. The record is from RefSeq and is a predicted model, not a curated record.